CCCGAGCCCGCAGCACCCAUGGAGGUGGAGCCGGAGCUGGAGCCGGAGCUGGAGCCGGAGCUGGAGCCGGGCCGCGAGGCGCUGCUGGACCUCAGCUUCCUGACCGAUGCGGAGCGCUGCGCCAUCACCGAGGUGCUGCACCGCGACGCGCUGCUGCGCCGCACCGAGGAGGGGAGAGUCAGCAAACUGCGCCAGUCGGUGUCGGACCCGGUUCUGCUGCGGAACCUGACGGGGGAAUGGUUCUGUGACGUCCGGGCCCAGCGACAUCGGAACCUGCUGGGAGCUGAGCUGGUCCGAGCGUCCAUCCGGCGUAGGAGGAGACCAUGGGGUAGGGAUGGAUGGAUGGAGGGAUGGAUGGAUGGAGUCUGGGGGGGAAAUAUGGGGCAAUCCGGGGCUCUGUGUGUGUCUGUUGGGGUCCUGGUGGUUCUAUGGGAUCCUGAGGGCGCUUUAUACCCCCCUGCCCCCCCCCAGCUGAGCGGCAGCUUGAGCAGCCUGUACAGCGAGCGGGAGCUGCGCCGGGUGCGGGUUCGGGGCUGCGUGCAGUUAUCGCUGCGUUACGAACCGGCCGCGCAGGAGCUGCGGGUUCACAUCGUGCGGUGCCGGGAACUGGCCGAAACGAAGCGACAGCGGCCGGACCCGUACAUCAAGACCUACCUGCUGCCCGACAGAUCCAACCGCAGCAAACGCAAAACCUCGGUUCGGAAGCGCAGUUUGGACCCGGUGUUUAACGAGACCCUGAAGUACAAGGUGCGCAGGGCGGAGCUGCGGGAGCGGACCCUGAGCGUGUCGGUGUGGCACCACGAGGCGAUGGGGCGGAACCUGUUCAUGGGGGAGGUGGAGGUUCCGCUGGGACAGUGGGACUGGGAUAAUACCCGGCACGAGUGGUUCGACCUGCAGCCACGGGUGAGUCCCACAUGCAGCCCCAUAGCGCUGCCCCAUAGCGCCCCAUAGCACUGCCCCAUAGCGCCCCACAGCA
Molecule: messenger RNA, 976 nt
Organism: Coturnix japonica (Japanese quail)
Lineage: Eukaryota; Metazoa; Chordata; Aves; Galliformes; Phasianidae
Source: RefSeq, a predicted model, not a curated record